Cladophialophora immunda is the source of this 1451-nucleotide messenger RNA. RefSeq lists its product as uncharacterized. NCBI's taxonomy places the organism in Eukaryota, Fungi, Ascomycota, Eurotiomycetes, Chaetothyriales, Herpotrichiellaceae. The transcript has 3 exons. The coding region runs from base 417 to 821 and encodes 134 amino acids. Gene Ontology annotation, cellular component: membrane; endomembrane system. The record is from RefSeq and is a predicted model, not a curated record.
CGUCUGGCCUCUAGGAAUUUCCCGCAGCCCGCAUCCAGCAUCCAGUGAGCCAGCGAGCAACUUCAGACCGAACAGGGACCGAAACACUGUCAGCCGAUUGCCAUCGUGUUGCCAUUGACCGAUAGCCCUCCCUACCUACUCGGUACUGCCCAGACCCUGCGUUCCAAACCCCAAGUCCCAAUCAAGUCAAACAUCGACUCUGAGGAGUUCCGCUUUCCUAAGCUGUGGAAAGAGUAUGUAAUCACCCUUGCACACACUCUCGGAGGUCACAGGGGCAGUGCAACUUCUGUGGUGGUGUCACCGAUUUACCUUAAGAGCUUUAGACUCGAUUCUGGAACUGACUCUUGCCUAUCGAUUCUCCCGCGCUUCACAGUGACCGACACGAAUCGAGGUUUGUUUGCCAAAAAACCAUCACCAUGACUGAUCCAACCUCACCGAGCCCUUAUUCAGAGAACAAGAAAUUCGAGCCCAAGGUUCCGGUGGAAUUGGAGCCGCCCAAGAACGACGAGAUCUCGCUGGAGGAGUUGAGUCAAUGCGAUGGCACAAAUCCGGAUAAGCCUACGUGGGUUGCGAUAAAGGGGACCAUCUUCGAUGUCUCCAAGAACAAGGCCUAUGGCGAGAAGGGUCAAUAUCACGUCUUUGCCGGAAAGGACCCUUCUCGUGCCCUCGCCCUCUCCAGCCUGAAGCCCGAAGAUUGCGUGCCAGAAUGGUAUGACCUGGAUGACAAGUACAAGACAGUUCUCGAUGAAUGGUACACCUUCUUCAGCAAGCGAUAUAACAUUGUGGGCAAGGUCAGUAUAUCCAAGCUACAAAGAUUGUGAGGAGGAAGACGGAAUUGCCAAAAACGCCCGCACGGACCGGGCGGGAAAGUAGACAUGGCAAGGCACUCAAGAGCGGGCAGGAGCAGGCCAUACAAAUCUCAGGACAGUUGCUGACUGCCUUUGCCUCUACCCUCUAGGUCGCGGGUGCUCAGAAUACGGGCUGAGAGAGACGGGAGCAGGAAGACAUCAAUUUAUUGUGACGUUAAGGAAGAUACCCCGGACAGAAGUAGGAGAUCCAGUCCUUCGCCUUCAGCGGCACCUCGAUGUCGCUCAUUUCUCAACCCUCAGCUGCAGACUGCGUGCGACUCAUCCGUUCAAUCAAUCCAUCAGCCUUUCCGCACUUUCCUGGCCUGGCGCUUCUUUGCGAUGAUGCGAUUCCUUUUCGCAAUGCGAUUCUUCUCCUCGGGCUCGACCGGCUCCGGGACCUUCGAGGCCUUUGAAGAUGAUCCAUCAUCGUUCUUGUCACUGCGCUUCCGCUUCUUGUUGACACUUCCGCUGCCCUCGGACUUUGCUAGCUUGUUGUCCUUGGCCCUUUUCCCGCCACCUUCUCGGGCCUUUUGCUCUCUGUCAUUCCUCCGCUGGAUGACCUGGGCAUUCUCGAUCGCAAACUCCACAAUCAGGCGUUUCCCU